AUGGCAGCAGCCGACGACUACGACGCCGCGGUCGCGCUGGCCGUGUUUCAUGCGGCCCGCGCCGGCGUCCGCGGCCUCGUCGAGUGCGGCAUCACCUCCGUGCCGCCGCUCUUCCUCGCACCCGAGCCCAGAACCAGCAGCCCCUCCCCACCGCCAGUCGAGAACGAGAUCCUCUUCACCAUCCCAAGCGUUGACCUCGCACUCCCGCCCUCGUCCAGCCUGCCGCUCAUCCGCGCCGCCGCGCGCUCGUGCGGCUUCUUCCAUGUCACCAACCACAGCGUCGACGCCGCCACCGUCGACUCGGCGGUGUCCGCCGUCCGGGCCUUCCACGAGCUGCCCCUCACCGUCCGUUCAGCGUUCUACACGCCCGCGUCCGUCGGGAGCGUCACCUACUCCACCAUCCCCAUCCAGCCUGGUAAAACCUCUGCCGGCCGUUUCCUUCCCUGGCGCGACACGCUCCAGGUCCGCUUCGGCCCUCCUCCAGCGCCUGACCUCGUCCAUCUGCCGCCGGCUUGCCGAGACGCGCUGCUCAAGUACCAGCUGCUCACGACGGAGCUCGGGAAGAAGAUGGCCGGGCUGCUGUCGGAGGCGCUCGGCGUCGGCGCGGAGCGGCUGGAGAGGGCGAUGCAGGUGGAAGGCUUGCUGAUGGCGUGCCACUACUACCCGCCGUGCCCGGAGCCGGCGCGGGUGGUGGGCAGUCUGGAGCACACGGACCCCAGCCUUUUCACCGUCCUGGCACAGGACGGGGUCGGAGGGCUUCAGGUGCGCCUCCACGACGGACGGUGA
Molecule: messenger RNA, 786 nt
Organism: Triticum turgidum subsp. durum (durum wheat)
Lineage: Eukaryota; Viridiplantae; Streptophyta; Magnoliopsida; Poales; Poaceae
Source: the annotation of a GenBank genome assembly